UUCUUCCGGGUGGGGCCCGGGGCGGAGGCGAUGGCGCCCUGGGCGCUCCUCAGCCCUGGGGUCCUGGUGCGGACCGGGCACACCGUGCUGACCUGGGGUAUCACGCUGGUGCUCUUCCUGCACGACACCGAGCUGCGGCAGUGGGAAGAGCAAGGGGAGCUGCUCCUGCCCCUCACCUUCCUGCUGCUGGUGCUGGGCUCCCUGCUGCUCUACCUGGCUGUGUCACUCAUGGACCCUGGCUAUGUGAACACUCAGCCCCAGCCACAGGAGGAGCCCAAGGAGGAACAGACAGCCAUGGUUCCUCCAGCCAUCCCUCUUCGGCGCUGCAGAUACUGCCUGGUGCUGCAGCCCCUGCGGGCCCGGCACUGCCGUGACUGCCGCCGCUGCGUCCGUCGUUACGACCACCACUGCCCCUGGAUGGAGAACUGCGUGGGGGAGCGCAACCACCCGCUCUUCGUGGCCUACCUGGCCCUGCAGCUGGUGGUGCUCCUGUGGGGCCUGUACCUGGCAUGGUCCGGCCUCCGGUUCUUCCAGCCCUGGGGACUGUGGCUGCGGUCUAGUGGGCUCCUCUUCGCCACCUUCUUGCUGCUAUCUCUCUUUUCCCUGGUGGCCGGCCUGCUCCUGGCCUCGCACCUCUACCUGGUGGCCAGCAACACGACCACCUGGGAGUUCAUCUCCUCCCACCGUAUCGCCUACCUCCGCCAGCGGCCCAACAAUCCUUUCGAUCGUGGCCUGACCCGAAACCUGGCCCACUUCUUCUGCGGCUGGCCCUCGGGCCCCUGGGAGACCCUCUGGGCUGAGGAGGAGGAGGAGGAAGGCAAGAGCCAGGCCGUCUAGGGUCACUGGAGAUAGGGCUGCCAGCCUGUGCCGGGAACAUGAGGCUGAGUGAGCCCGGCUCGGCCUGGGCUCUGGGCUCCCACACACUCCUCCCAGGCCUCAGCACACCUUGGGGGGGGCUCUGCCUUCCCUGGGGAAGAUGGAGAGAAAUGGGGCCUGGGGCAGCUCCAGCACAAAUGGACCCCAGACUCUCUCCCAGCCCUCAGCUGGGCUUCUUUCAGUGCUAAAUAAUUCUACACAUUUAAUAUUCCAUAAAGUCAAGUAUUAAAAAAGACAAAACCA
Dipodomys ordii (Ord's kangaroo rat) is the source of this 1119-nucleotide messenger RNA. It is a transcript of the gene Zdhhc12, whose product is annotated as zinc finger, DHHC-type containing 12. Gene Ontology annotation, cellular component: endoplasmic reticulum; Golgi apparatus. Gene Ontology annotation, molecular function: protein-cysteine S-palmitoyltransferase activity. Lineage: Eukaryota; Metazoa; Chordata; Mammalia; Rodentia; Heteromyidae. The transcript has 5 exons. The record is from RefSeq and is a predicted model, not a curated record. Gene Ontology annotation, biological process: peptidyl-L-cysteine S-palmitoylation; protein targeting to membrane. The coding region runs from base 31 to 837 and encodes 268 amino acids.